UUGCUAACAUCAGCAUCCUGUAGCGCUAGCCUUGUUUACCGGAGUCGCGCUGUAAUGACGUCACCGCCGCUAACAUUAUUAUGCUAAAAGAACAGCUCCGUAUCAACUGUCGAUAUGGCGGCGCUGGUUCGAGGCCUACGCGCUGGAAGAGCCCUGCUGGGUCUCGGCAGCGCAGUAGUGCUCCAGAGAACCCCUCGUCCCCGAUACAGCGCACUGACGCGUACCUUCCACCGUGCUGCCAUCCUCCGAUUUACUGAUGACACCAAAUUUCACCAGAACACACCGCCUCUGUCUGACCAUGAGCAUCAGCAGACCCAGGAUUCAGGAGCGAGUCAGUCGUUUUGCUCCACGGAGCAAACCUCUGCUACUGACGUUCAACAGGAGGAACCGCAGCCUAACACCAGUUAUCAGGAUCAGAGCGGCGAACAGUCGGAGGAUUAUGAGACGGAGGAGCAGCUGCAGGCUCGUAUCCUCACCUCUGCGCUGGAGUUCGUACCCGAGCACGGCUGGACCGUGGAAGCCAUCGCUGCAGGAGCAAAGACACUCGGCCUGUCGGCUGCCUCUGCUGGGAUGUUUAAUAACGGCGCAGGAGACCUGGUGCUACAUUUCAUCAGCCAGUGCAACACUCAGCUCGUAAACAUUCUGGCAGAGCAGAAUAAUCAGGUCCAGCUCGGGCAAGCAGAAAAGAAGACAACAGCCGAGUUCCUGAAGGAUGCAGUGGAGACUCGCCUCCGGAUGCUGAUUCCGUACAUCGACACUUGGCCGCAGGCGAUGAGUGUACUGCUGCUUCCUCACAACAUCCCAGACAGUCUGAAGCACCUCUCCACCAUGGUGGAUGACAUCUGGUACUACGCAGGAGAUCGCUCCACAGACAUAAACUGGUACACGCGUCGCGCAGCAUUAACGGGAAUCUACAACACCACGGAGCUCGUGAUGCUGCAGGACACAUCCCCUGACUUUGAGCAGACUUGGACCUUCCUUAACAACCGUAUCCAGGAUGUGGUCAAUGUAGCCAACGCGGCUAAACAGGUGCAGUCGACAGGAGAGGCCGUAGUUCAGGGGUUGAUGGGUGCCGCGGUUACGCUAAAGAACCUCACAGGGUUGAACCAGAGACGAUAAACCAGCUUCCAGUCCUCCAUUUCAUCUACUCUUCAUCCGUCAUGCUCUGCAGCCACAACAUGUUAUGAGUGUCUGAUACUCUGAUUGUUCUUCAUUGCGAGGAAGUCACUGUGCUGUUAUUUUAACUGAAGUUUGGACUGAGGAAUUUAAUUUGUGUGUUUGUCACAUGAAUAGGUUACCUGUGCCAAAGCGCUCGAGUCUGACUGAUCUGUACGUUGAUCAUGCUUUACACUGCUCUGAGAAAUCCUCCAGCUCUGCAGCUCUGCUCUAAUCUAACUAAUUGAAUAUUCCGAUGUUCCUGGAUACAGUGAUGGGGUUUUGAUUAGGCGUGGUUUAUUGAGGUCAGUAAACUCCCACAGAGCAGGUUAAUCGGCCCUGAUUCAGACCACGUGCACAUUAGCUUUGUUUUUGCUCCCUGUAUAAACUUAAGCAGGAUAAAUAUAUAUUGUACUUGAAAUUAAACUUUUCAUUAAACACUG
Messenger RNA from Pangasianodon hypophthalmus (striped catfish), 1598 nucleotides. RefSeq names its product coenzyme Q9 homolog (S. cerevisiae) (gene coq9). Gene Ontology annotation, cellular component: mitochondrial inner membrane. The coding region runs from base 115 to 1119 and encodes 334 amino acids. The record is from RefSeq and is a predicted model, not a curated record. The transcript is spliced from 9 exons. Gene Ontology annotation, molecular function: lipid binding. Gene Ontology annotation, biological process: ubiquinone biosynthetic process. Lineage: Eukaryota; Metazoa; Chordata; Actinopteri; Siluriformes; Pangasiidae.